AAUAGUUGCUAAAAUACAGAGGAUUUGUCUUCAAUAUGAUCGCUGCAUGAUGUUUAUGGAGCAUAUAGUUAAGGAGAGCAAACAUUAUGAAAGUCUGGGAUUAAGUGCCAAUCGUAUUUUAGAAAAGGUCAAAGAGAGACUUGGAAUUUUGCUGAAAAAUACUAAAGAACAGAAUAUUUCUAUUGAGCAGGACCUCGAAUGGUUUCAACAAAGACUCUUUGACAUUUAUGUCACCAGCAAUCUAUACAGAUGGAAGACCAUUCAGACACCAAAAAUAACCAAAAAUAAAUUUCGGCCUCUUUAUCCAAUAUUGUCAUCGUAGAGGAGGGAGUGAUGACAUAUUCCCACCAUUGUAAGAUAAUAAGUUUAGUAACAAGAGACAGUGACAGAAUUGAUGUCUAUUGUCCAUCUUCUGUGACCAGUUUCACAAGAAUCAAUGAAGACAUGGUUCUGGCAACCCUCCCCUUCCAAGAAACGAUUCUUAUUAUCAGCCCCAAAACCUUUAAAAUCAAAAGGAUACAGUUGGGUUUACAUAUGGUGAGUUACUUGGAAGAUUCUACACUUAUAGGUGUAGAAAUGUUUGGUAAGACUGUUUACCAAUUUGAUUGGGAGGAUAAUACCAUUAACUAUCAAUUUAUUACCAAAGAAACCCCUACAGAUAUUGCUGUAGGGGUCCAGAAUAUACUUGUAAUUACAUUCGCCAGCAUCAACAGAGUAAUCUGUUACAAACUGGAUGGCCAACAGUUAUGGGAGGUAGAGACCCAUUCUCUGCACCUCCCAAGUAAAAUCUCUCUCUACCAAAAUUAUUUCUAUGUCCUCCAGGGACAAAUAAUUUAUAGAAUUUCAGCUAAAGGUGGUGUAACAAGGAGGGACAUUGGCAGGAAAUGCCGCUCUAUUUCUGUUGGUAAAGAUACCAUUUUGGUAACAGAUUAUUGCGGCAAACCACAUGGUAUUCAAAUGAAUAAAGACUUUUGGCCCAAAUUGUCAUACAACCACCAGCUACAUACCCCCAGUUUAAAAGACUAUAUUGAUAUUGAGGACUGCUACAACAUUACAAAUAUUCUACCUAUGUCUACAUCUUCUAUAUUAAUAAUUUACAAAAACAAGAAAGCUAAAUUAUUCACUGAUAACGGGGAAAUAAUUAACCAAAAUAAUUCAGUUUUCCUUCAGCUUCCUUCUUUCUGUUGUAGAAUAAACGCAAACAGAUUCCUGGUAUUUUAUUGUGAAAAGAAAGGGUUUCAGUAUAUCACAUGUCCUGAACUAAGAAAAGGCCCUUUAAUAAAGGUGCAAACUGGUUACAUGAAAAUAUGUCAUAUUGUAUCAAAUAAGUGUCUGGCUGUGACCACCACUGAAAACAAAAGCGAGGUCCAUAUCCUCUUGAUCCACAAAUAUAAAGUUGACAUUGCAGAAAGAAUUUCUCUUGGACAUCAUAAUGUCAGCAUUGCUGCAACUCCAAUUAAUUUUGUAGUCGUAGAUGGAAGCGAAAAUAAAAUGGUAUUUUAUUCCACAUGUGGAGAAAAACUUUUUCAAAAAUACCUUCCAUUCUAUGGCUACCCUCAUCACAUCUACUCUGAUAAUGUUUAUAUCUAUGUCCUCUCCAGGAGACACUCUAUUCUCAGAUGUUACGAUCUAUAUGGACAAAUGAAAUGGCAGUGGGAACUGCCUUUCCCUGUUCACCCUGACAUUGCUGUUUUCCAAGGAACACUUUAUGUCCCGGACACUCAACUCAACAGGGUUCUUCUUUACAAGUAUCAAGACCGGUCGUCUGGCUGUCGUUUACCCACGAAAAAUCCUUAUAUCAGAAAUCUAAAUCUACGACUCAAAGAAAAGGAGAAUGACCAAAAACUUGUCAUUGGUGAAAUAUGUAAUCUGGCCAAUGGACAGUUGGUGGUGUCUGACAUCAAUCAUGAUUGCUUGUUGUACAUUUCUCAGGGAGGAGACAUUGUGUCCAGAUUAUCUCUGCCGUCUACAGCCACAGAUAUAUGUCGAUGGGAUUUUAAUCAUAUAGGGGUCACAUUACCCCUACAGAAACAAUUAAGGGUCAUCGGAAACCUAUCAAAGAGAGUGAGAAGUGUAUCAUUAGGGCAGCCUUAUGUACGGAUGUGUAAGAUGGGUGAAUGUGAAAUUGUUUGUUAUUGUGAUAAACCAUCACAUUUAGAUAUUUUAGCCAUCAAUAAUUAUAAUCAAGUUCAAGUAAUUAAGACAAUUAAUAUCCCUGUGUUUGUGAAAUCAUUAUCAAUAGACAAGAAAACAGAAAAGCUAUUAAUUGUUACUAGGGGAAAAGCUUUUCAGUACAACACUAGAAUAGGUGGUGGUGGUCAUGGCAGCACACAUCGUCAGAGUGGUGGAAGUGAUGGUAGUAUUAGUAGUGGUGAUGGUAGUAUUAGUAGUAGUGAUGGUAUGGUUUCCAGUGAUUCAGAGUCCGAAACAGAAGCUUUCUUCAAGGACAUUAGUGGUGGUGGUCAUGGCGGUCGUCAGAUGGUCCCCAGUGUUUUAAUGUCCCAAGUGAAACGUCCCCUCAGUCUCCAAGGUGGAUCUAUUGACCAAACGUCUGUUUAUCUGAUAGACAGAAGCCGUAUGUUUGACCUGACAGUUUCUGAUAAAGCCAGACAUAUUCCUCUCCCUAAACAUUUGGGAGACAAAGAACCAGCGGAGAUUAAUCGUUUGGUUCUUACUGAAAAUAAUCUGAUUGCAGGAUAUGACAGGAAGAACGGAAACAUUAAGAUAUUCACAUUGGAUGGUCAGCUUUUGGAUUCAAUCAAAGUGAAUGUUUAUGAUUAUAUUAAAAUGUGUCGAUGGCAGUCAAACACACUGGUCAUUAAGAAUAGGGAUCGUUUAAAGAAACACCAACUGUUGACAUUAAAAGUGGAAUUUCCACUGUUGUUGGCAGACGACCAACAACAACAACAAUAA
Octopus sinensis (East Asian common octopus) is the source of this 2913-nucleotide messenger RNA. RefSeq lists its product as uncharacterized. The coding region runs from base 334 to 2913 and encodes 859 amino acids. The record is from RefSeq and is a predicted model, not a curated record. Lineage: Eukaryota; Metazoa; Mollusca; Cephalopoda; Octopoda; Octopodidae. The transcript has 4 exons.